Messenger RNA from Magallana angulata, 823 nucleotides. RefSeq lists its product as uncharacterized. The record is from RefSeq and is a predicted model, not a curated record. The transcript has 6 exons. Lineage: Eukaryota; Metazoa; Mollusca; Bivalvia; Ostreida; Ostreidae. Bases 215 to 823 code for a protein of 202 amino acids. Gene Ontology annotation, molecular function: scavenger receptor activity.
UGAGUUGAUCUUACUUAAUAACUAGCAGAAUUAAUUCCAAAAAGCAUAUUUUUAACCGGAAAUUCGACAUUAAAUACUGGUUUAAAAUAACGUUAUAUCUAAACAUAUCCUUAAUGACCAAACAUGUAUUGAACAGGAAGGGUGGACUUAAACGCUUAAAUGGUUAGAAAAAUAUUUGAAACACAGUGUAUUCAUAUAAUAUAUGAAAAAAUAAAUGAAACAACAUUUACAAUUCUUUUCUAAUUUAAUUGUCUGCGUUUUAAUUGGAGCUUGUUAUAAUCAAAGAUGUAACGAAAGAUGCUGUAUGAAUUAUUAUAAAGAUCAACACGGAUCAUGUAUUGAGUGUCAACCAGGUACGUUUGGGGUUAACUGUACUGGAACAUGUGUCCCAUUUUAUUAUGGAAGACUGUGUCGCAGCAAAUGUGAUUGUCCUUUAUACCAGUGUGAUUUAAAGACUGGAUGUAGAAAAAGUGAUGGAUGGGAUACGACGCUAACUCUUACCGGAAUUGCAAUUAUAGUAGUUCUUAUUGGUCCACUGAUUUUAACUAAAUUCUGGUUAUACAAAAAAUGUAUCCAGAGGAAAGAAAUUAACGUGACAAACGAGAACCAAACAGAAAAUGUCGAAGAAGAGCGGAGGUACGAGCGGCUUUCAAGUUUAUCGUUCACCGAGGAGGAAGGAAAUAUACAACAACGUGGACAGGUUAAUGAACACAACUAUACCGAUUUGAGGCUGUCUGUCGUUUCCCAGGAUUAUGAUUAUCCAAAUUGUGAACCAGAUCAAAAACCUUAUGCAAUGCCAACAAAAUCCAAACAAUCCUUGUAA